AUAAUAAAACAGUGAAAUAAAAUGAACUUGGAAAUUUAUAUAUUGCUCGCUUGUUUUGCGAAUAGUUUCCAAAAAGUAUCUAUCAAUGUAAGAGAUGGGCAGUAUAAGGGGGACCCUGUUGUAACAAUUGGCGACGGUAGAAUUCGUGGUAGAUACGAUAAAACAGCCAACCUUAAUAAACCGUAUAUCGCCUUCCAAGGAAUACCAUUUGCAAAGCCUCCAGUAGGCAACCUGAGAUUCAGUCCUCCGGAAAAAAAUUUCAAAUGGACUGGUAUACUGAAUGCUACUAAGGAUAAACCAGAGUGUGUACAAGGAAUAGUUGAUGUAACCGGUUCAGAAGACUGUCUAUACGUGAAUGUGUAUACUACAUCGUUGACCGAAAAAAAAGCAGUUAUGGUAUAUAUUUAUGGUGGAGCAUUCGUUGCUGGAAACUCAUCUUAUUCGCUGCACACUCCAGACUGGUUACUUGAAGCAGAUGUGGUUUACGUAUCUUUCAAUUACCGGCUAGGAAUUUUUGGAUAUUUCAGUACUCUCGAUACGAUUGCUCCUGGAAAUUUAGCUCUCAAAGAUCAAUGUCUGGCAUUGAAAUGGAUACAACGUAAUAUAAAUCAUUUUGGAGGUGAUCAUAACAGAAUAACUAUUUUUGGUCAAAGCGCUGGUUCAGCCUCCGUCUCUUACCAACUACAGUCCAAUUGUGCAAAUGGAACAUACCAAAGGGCCAUUCUAGAAAGUGGAUCUUCUCUAUGUCUUUGGGCAUUACACAGAGAAGCCAAUAGAACAGCUCAUCAAGUAGCAAAAUUAUUCAACGUGGACUCAUCUAAUACAAGUAAGAUACUUGAAGGGUUGAGAAAAAUCGACUACAGAACUCUUCAACAGGGAUCCCUUGCAGAAGCAUCGGCGAUAGCCUUAGAGAAUCCACUAGCAGGAAUACAAUUUGGUCCCGUCAUAGAACCAUAUCACAGUGGAGCCUUCUUUUUCAACUAUAGUGAAAGAGGUUUAUCAGAAGGUCACUUCAAUCACGUUCCUACUAUAAUGGGAGUGAAUUCUAAUGAAGGGGCUACGGCAGGAUCCAUACCUGCACUUAUCCGUCCAUAUUUAUUGAAAUAUGACCUACAAUAUGAACUUCUUGCACCAAAGGAUCUUACAAAAAAUCUUCAGAAAAGGAGAGAAGCUGCAUUUGCUAUAAAAUUACAUUACUUCAAUAUAUUACCGUUGAGCUUACAAACGGAUUCUGUUAUAAAGUAUAUCAGUGACGAUCAGUUCAAUAGACCAGUCCGCAAAACAGCACUGAAUAUGGCAAAAUAUUCCCCAGUAUAUUUUUAUGUAUUUUCUCAUGAAGGACGUUUGGGUGGUGUAGAAGAAAGGACACUCUCAGGGGUAGGUCAUUCUGAAGAGCUCGGAUAUAUAUUUGGAGGAAAAAUUGGAAACGUUACAGAAAGUGACAAAUUAACGAGAACCAGAAUGAUCAAGUUAUGGACCAAUUUUGCUAAAUAUGGUAAUCCAACUCCUCAAAAUGAUCCGACUCUUCAAAAUGUAAUUUGGUCUUCAGUAGCUCCCAACAAUCUGACCUACUUGAAUAUAGGUGAAGAGUUGAGGAUUCAGAUGAACCCUUUUGAUGAAAACAUGAAAUUCUAUGAUAAGAAGAUAUACGGAAAAUAUGGUGAACCACCGUAUGACACUUAUUAAUUUUAUUGUAUACAUGAAACCGAAUAAAUAUAUUAUUUCAAUUUCAA
Messenger RNA from Leptinotarsa decemlineata (Colorado potato beetle), 1733 nucleotides. RefSeq names its product venom carboxylesterase-6. The record is from RefSeq and is a predicted model, not a curated record. Lineage: Eukaryota; Metazoa; Arthropoda; Insecta; Coleoptera; Chrysomelidae.